Melitaea cinxia (Glanville fritillary) is the source of this 1954-nucleotide messenger RNA. It is a transcript of the gene VhaPPA1-1, whose product is annotated as V-type proton ATPase 21 kDa proteolipid subunit. NCBI's taxonomy places the organism in Eukaryota, Metazoa, Arthropoda, Insecta, Lepidoptera, Nymphalidae. The record is from RefSeq and is a predicted model, not a curated record. The transcript has 2 exons. Gene Ontology annotation, biological process: proton transmembrane transport. Gene Ontology annotation, cellular component: proton-transporting V-type ATPase, V0 domain. Gene Ontology annotation, molecular function: proton-transporting ATPase activity, rotational mechanism. The coding region runs from base 147 to 764 and encodes 205 amino acids.
ACACUUUUUCUUGUCUCUGACAUCUUGUGAUCACAAGACUUCUCCGAUUUGAGUUUUCUGUCAAGGCAGAAAUUGGAGAAAAAAAGGCCGUCCCUUUUGGGAUCUUCAGGUUUAACAGCUCCAAUUGACCCUAAAACUCCAUCAAGAUGAGAUACUUUCUGACUUACCUGUUUGUGCUGCUGUUGUCGCUCGCCAUACCCAUAUUUUCGUUGUACUACCUUCUUAAUGGAAAGGGUGAGCAAAUAAGCUUCGGAUGGUUCCUGGAGAAUACAUCCCCCUACAUGUGGGGAACGCUGGGAAUAGCUUUCGCCGUCUCUUUCUCAGUCGUCGGUGCUGCGAUGGGCAUUCACACAACCGGAGUGAGCAUAGUUGGAGGAGGUGUCAAAGCACCAAGAAUCAAGACUAAGAACUUGAUCUCUGUUAUCUUCUGUGAGGCCGUGGCUAUUUAUGGAUUAAUUACGGCUAUCGUGCUUUCUGGUAUGCUGGAACAGUACAGAGAACCAUUCUUGGACAUCGCUAUCAAGCAGCAGAAUUGGAUGGCUGGUUACGUGAUGUUUGGCGCUGGAUUGGCCGUGGGGCUGGUGAACUUGUUCUGCGGUAUUUCUGUAGGUAUCGUUGGGUCUGGAGCUGCGCUUGCUGAUGCCGCCAAUGCUGCCCUCUUCGUUAAGAUUCUCAUUGUAGAAAUCUUUGGGUCAGCUAUUGGUUUGUUCGGGCUUAUUGUAGGCAUUUACAUGACAUCAAAAGUCAAAAUGGGCAACCAGUAACUUAAGAAGAAAGUUAUACUUGAAAAUAAGAUGUAAAGAAGCACUGAACUCUUCUGCCCAAAUUUUGACCUGGAAACCUGCCUCCGUCAGUGCUCAUAACAAAAUUAAUCCAAAAAAGCAACUUUAUGCUUUGAAGUUUUCAAUAACUGUUGAACUUGUAUAUUUCUGAAUUUUCUGUUUCUGUUAUUGUGUUUCUAUAUUUUAUUUGAUUACUACUGUUUGGAAUGUAUUUGCUCUUAGCACAAACCCUUAAAAUAUGUCUAUAGUUUUAAUUUUUACAAAAAAUAGUUGUAAACACAAAGUAAGUGAAUUAGUGCAUUGCAAACCCAUUUUUAUCUAUAAUAUAUGAAAAUUUAAGCUUAAUCUUUAUCGUGCUAAGAACAGAAUAUUUAAUCGGUAAUGUAUUGGAGUGUUUCUAGACUAUGUCAUUAACAAUAGAGUAUGUGUUUUAAAUGCCAUAUCAGUGCCCUAUCAUUAAAUUGACUAUAUAUAUUGUGCAUUGUGAUAUAAAGACCUCAUAGUAUUUAUUUAUCAGUGUUACCAGGUAACAAAAACAUUGAAAUAUGCACUUUUGUAUGUAGUCACUUUGUAUAAGGCUCAAACAUUCCAUGAAAUGUUCAUACAACAUUUGUGAAAGCUUUGAUUGGUAUACCCUGUGUAUAUAAUAUGACACAUAAAGUAAAUAAAAUAUUUUCCUAUUGAGAUUUCAGUAAUCAAUUUUAUCUUAAAGAUUUGAAUGUCUCAUGUCUAGAUAUGUAAAUGUUCUAUAAAUAUUACUUAAUAACACAAACGAAAUGUUGUUAAAAUUAUCAAUUGUACUAUUUCCAAAUAAUUAAAUUUAUUUUUCAAGUAACACUUUCUUUAUUAAAAAACAAUGUGUAUUUUUUAUGCAAUUAUUUCAAUUUGUAAAUAUUAGUUUGCUUCCUCGUAUUUUAAAGAGUAACAUACUAAUUUAUUGUAUAUGUAAAUUCAUAUCCAUAUUAACUUAAAUUAGAUGUUAUGUGAAUGCCGUACUUUGUAAACGAAAAACGAUCGUCAGAGAUCAGACUGUGCUCACAUUACAGAACAAACUGUCGAGAAAGUAUUAUACGGUGUCAGCCUAAGUACUAUUUACUGAUGCGUUUAUAAGUUAAACAUAUUUGUGCAAAUGUAGAUAUUAUGUAUGUUGAUGAAUAAAUAGCUAAAAGUUU